AUGGACGAUCUGGAAGUAUAUGGGAAGAACAAAGAAAAGCUAGAAAAGCUAAUUGAAGCGGUCAGGAAAAUUACAAUGCCUAUGGGGUUAAAUUUGAACGAGCAAAAAUGCGCCAUUAAGUACUAUCGAAAUGUGGAAGAAACCACUGAAACAUCACCAAUUGAAACGAAUACCAACCAGACAAACAUUAUACCUCAGCUAUUGGAUGAAGAAAGUUACAAGUACCUUGGCAUAAGACAAGAACUAUGGCCUGUAAAGGAGGGAUAUGAAGAACUAGCCCAACAAUGCGUCGAGAUCACCAAGGAAAUCCUAAAUAGUGAAAUCUCUUUUAAUCAAAAAUAUGAAGAACUAGCCCAACAAUGCGUCGACAUCACCAGGGAAAUCCUAAAUAGUGAAAUCUCUUGGAAUCAAAAGUGCUACGGAUUCAAAACAUUGAUAGUAGGGAAACUUCGAUACAUAUAUGAAACCGGAUCACUAGCCUGGGAACGGAGCAGCGAAAUGAUAUCCGCAGCAAAACGACUCGAUUCCGUUAUGAGGCAAGUUCUAAAUGAAUGUAAAGGAAAAUUCCAAGGGACCUCGAUUGCUCGGUUAUACCUCGACAGAGGCAAAGGAGGAUGUGGUUGGCCCUCAUUAGAGAAGGAAGCCGAACUAGCUGUUAUAAAUACCUAUAUAUAUCUAAGAACGCAACAAUCAUUACGAGAAGUGUACGACUACCACGUCAAACUUGGAAAAAGAAGGAAAAGAAGUUUGGUAAUAGAUGGAGAAAGAAUGCUUGAAAAAUAUGGUAUGCAAAUACGAGAAGGACCGGGAACUAGCUGGCUAAUAAUGCAUACGCAAAAUGAAAACCAGUGGCUCGAAUGUAAAACGGUAAAAGAAAUGAGAACUACUACACGAAGAAUUCUCCACCAAAUGUGGAAUACUCAAUUUCUGAAUGAAUGGCAAUCACUUGAAGUAGCUGGCAAGAUAUGGCGAAACGAAAACCUGGAUAUAGAAAAAUCUUUCUCAUGGCUAAAGAGAGGAUGGAUAGGAAUGAAAGUCAUGCGAAAUGUAAUAGCCGCUCAAGAAAAUGCUAUUUAUUGUAAAGGUGGGCCAAUGAAUAAAACUGACGAUAAGUCUUGUCGGAAAUGUGGUAACGGUAAGGAAACGGUUGAUCAUAUAUUGAACCACUGUAACUGCUGGCUCAAAAGCCUGUAUAUGGAAAGACACAAUGCAGUAGCUCGAAACGUUUAUUUUGUCCUGUGCAAGCGACACGGUUUACCACUUGUCCAUUACUCUCAUACUAUACCAAAUAAUGUAGAGAAUGAAGAAGCUAUUCUUUAUUGGGACACUCCAAUAUUUACAGAAGCCAAGAUUAUUCACAACAGACCAGAUAUAGUGGCAAUAGAUAAGAGGAAAAAGAAGGUUCUUGUCAUCGAAUUCUCUAUCGCAGGAACGACAAGGUUAGCCGACCAGCGAGCAAUAAAGAUAAAUCGAUAUAAGUUAAAUUCCGUUGAAAGAGAAACACCAACAGAAACUCCAAGAGAAGGGCCCAACCUGAUAGCUGAAAUUCGGAAAAUAUACCGAAGUGAUGUAUACUUCUUACCUAUCAUUGUUGGACCAUGUGGCGAACUCCUUAAAGGAACAUUCGAAGCAGUAAAGAAACGGAUGGAACUGAACGCGGGAGAAACCGAGAAACUUAUCGAGCGUAUUGGAAGAAGUGCCGCAGAAGGAAGCUCUAGAAUUAUCUCAACUCACCUAGCAACGUAA
Enterobius vermicularis (human pinworm) is the source of this 1746-nucleotide messenger RNA. The record is from the annotation of a GenBank genome assembly. NCBI's taxonomy places the organism in Eukaryota, Metazoa, Nematoda, Chromadorea, Rhabditida, Oxyuridae.